GUAAUGUGUGUUUUACUGAUUUUUUGCUUAUAAAUACCGGAAAUUUGUAAGUUGAUUAAAUAAAUUCAGAUACGGUCAUUUAUUUUACCUUCAUUUAGCGAAUAACAUAAAACGUAAAGCAAGCAUGUCGAAUAAACUUUCGUAUCCAGAUUGUUCUCCAAAUUUAGAUGAUGAUGGAAAAAUGAAAGCUUUUGACGACCGUAUUAACGGCAUUUUGACUUCAACAUUUACAGGCCUGGGAAUUGUUAUUGGAUCCAAACUGAAGUUGUUAGAAAUAUUAAGUACUGGUAAAUUCACAUGUGAGGAAUUGGGACAAAAGGCCAAAGUUAAAGAACAUUAUUUGAAAGAAUGGCUAAGUUUAAUGGUUUCUGGAGGCAUAAUCGACUCAAUAAAUAAUGAGGUACCAGAAAAGUACACUCUACCUGAAUACCGAAAAAAAACUUUGGUAAAUGGAUUUGGUACACAAUUCAUGUUAAUGACACCUGAGUACAGCAAGUUGGUGCCAAAAUUAAUUGCAUGCAUGAAAAUUAAUGGACCGGACGGUUACGAAUUUGAUCCUCAUACAGCAAGAAUGAGAGCAAAUGCAGAAAGCGAAGGUGAAGGUGAAGGUGAAGGACAUGGACAUGGUCAUAAAAGUAAGCAUGGUCAUGGCCAUAAGCACGUUCAUCCGAAAAUUCCAGACUGGAGCAAAGUUAAAAAAACUUACGAAAGUGUUCCUAAUUUAGUUCAGCGUCUAGAAAAAGGCAUAAAUGCUCUGGAUCUUGGAUGUGGAAAUGGUCAUUUGUUCAUAACCUUGGCGAAACAAUUUCCCAAUUCUACUUUCCAAGGAGCUGAUCCAUUUGCAGAAGCCAUUGAAGAUGCCAAUAAAGAGGUCAAAGAACUAGGAUUAAAGAAUGUAAGCUUUUCAGUUGCGGACGUUUUGGCUUUGCCUGAAGAAUGGACAGGAAAAUUUGAUUAUGUUCAUGCUUCUAGGAUGUUGCAUCAUGUGAAAAAGCCCAUGACAGCUUUGCAGCAGUUUGUGAAGGUUUUGAAACCGGACGGAACUUUUUCGCUAUUUGAAGGUGGCGUUGAUGGAUUCGACAGAGAUUUCGUUGGUGACGUGUCAACAAUAUUUUCUAAAUUUAACGAUUUAUUUUGUUUUGGUCCAACUGCCGAAUUUAACAAAGAACAUACCGUUGGAUUGGGUUUAAAUAAGAAAGACGCUAUCAAAAUACUUGAAGGAGUUGGAUUUAAGGUCUUAGUACCAGAAUAUCAACCAAGUAAUGAAGAUACUCACUGCGAAGAAUCCGGUAAUCCAAUAUUCCGAAGAUUUAUUCAUUAUGUGUGCACCCUUAAUUAAAAAGCGACUACUAAUGACAAAUUCUAACCUAACAAGCGAUUCUUCAUACAGUAAAAAAAUUCAUACUAAACACUUGAUUUAUUAAACAAAUUUUGAAAUUUUUCCUUUCAUAA
Messenger RNA from Dimorphilus gyrociliatus, 1452 nucleotides. The record is from the annotation of a GenBank genome assembly. NCBI's taxonomy places the organism in Eukaryota, Metazoa, Annelida, Polychaeta, Dinophilidae.